AAGUUUGUGUGAAGAAACUCUCUUUUCUCAUCACAAGAUAUAUCGAACGAUAUCAUCACAAGAUGUCACAGAGUACACAUAUACAUGUACAGCCACACGAGGAGAAAGAAGAAAGCAACACAGACACUGAGCGCACGGUGUCACUUGUAAGUUUGUGAAAAAAAAAUUUCUACCUCUCAGUACAAAAUAUUAUUCGAAAGGUGGAAGGAAAUAAAACAAUUUCUUGCAAACCAAGCCACUGGCAAAUUCUAUUUUCCAUUACAAGAUUGUAAAAAGUGAACAAGGAAAAAGAGAAAGAAACAACAACAACAACAUAAAAGACUCAACCCAACAAACAGUGAAGUAAGAAAGAAAGGAAAAGAAUUGCAAUAAAAAGCCCCCCGGAAAAUAAACAUCACUGCCAUUUUGAUUUAAGAUGGCUGACACAGAAAGUUUGGUAACAGAUACUACGUCAAGCCCUUUAUUAGAUCAGAAGACGGAAGAACCUGGUUUAGUAACAGAAAGCUCUCAAGAUGCUCAAUUAGGUCGUAGUUCGGUGGAAAAUAAUGUUGAAGGGGAAAAUAAUAAAAUUGCCAGUGAACUUCAAGUUCCCGAAACGCUGGAUUGUAAAUCUCCAUCUGUCGUUUCUGAAAGACCAUCUUUGAAUUUAUGGACAACAAACAAAGAAGUCAUCAGAAUCGAUCAGCUUCAAAAAUUGAAGAGAAUCCAGCUGUAUGAUUGGCCGAAGAAUUGGAACUUUCUCCUUGAUAAAUACAAAUCUCUUUCGGAAGAAAUGGCAGUUAUUAAAGAGAAUAAAGAUCGUAUACAGCAACAAAUCGACAAACUGAAGAAUAUCUCUGUCCCUGAAGACAACAAAGAACGAAAAGCGCUCAAUUCUGGUCCAAUACCUAAAACAGCUUCUGGAAUGAUAGGAUGGAAAUCAGGACAAGAAUAUCUAAAGACUCAAUAUCCAGCGUAUUUGUGGGAACGACGCUACAAAGUAACAUUUGAAAAGCAACUUGGAUGGCCAAAAGAUCCUUACCCAGAUAGUGAAAGCAGUAGUGGUAGUAGUAAUGAUAGUGGAAGUUGUAGUGAUAGUUGUAGUUGGAAUGGUAGUGGUUGUUGCUGUGGUGGUCGUUGUAGUUGCAGCAGCGUUGUUGCUGGUAGUGAAAGUAAUAGUAAUAAUAUUAUUGUAACAGGCAGUAAAAGUAGUCGUACUUGUAGCAGUAUUAGUCGUGGCAGUAGCAGUCGCAGUGAUGGUUGUAGUAUAGCUGCUAGUAGUAGUGUAAGUAAUGGUUGUUGUAGUAGCAUUGUUACUGUUGGUGUUAGUAGCAUUUGA
Molecule: messenger RNA, 1318 nt
Organism: Octopus bimaculoides (California two-spot octopus)
Lineage: Eukaryota; Metazoa; Mollusca; Cephalopoda; Octopoda; Octopodidae
Source: RefSeq, a predicted model, not a curated record